This is a messenger RNA of Phasianus colchicus (ring-necked pheasant), 8023 nucleotides long. It is a transcript of the gene TIAM1, whose product is annotated as TIAM Rac1 associated GEF 1. Gene Ontology annotation, cellular component: plasma membrane; cytosol. Gene Ontology annotation, biological process: small GTPase-mediated signal transduction; activation of GTPase activity. Lineage: Eukaryota; Metazoa; Chordata; Aves; Galliformes; Phasianidae. Gene Ontology annotation, molecular function: guanyl-nucleotide exchange factor activity; protein binding. The record is from RefSeq and is a predicted model, not a curated record.
CCUAAGAGUGAAAGCACAGCAUGCUCACAGAUGAUGUGCUGGCUUCGCAGCUAUACACGAUGAGAACGCCUUUCCUGGGAAAAUGUUAAUCUUACUUUUAAGGUCUUUCCAAAUGAUACUGAAUGUAACAGAUAACUGCUUUCAGUAUAGUACUUCACUAUCUCUUGAACAAGACUCGUACCCUUUUUCUGGGGGUGAAUCAUUACUGUCUUGUGACAGUAUUCUCAUGUGCUUUUAAAAGAGCUAGUUUAUCAUCAUCUUCACCAGAGCUGAACCAGAAGAUCAGGUGGACUAUUAUGAUUUCUUAUUCCUUCUUGAUUUCAAGGCACAGGAGGGUUGUAAAUUAAACAUGUUUCCUUAAAUCAGUAGCAUAGUGCACGUGCUAGUUUUUAAAUGCAAACUAAUUAUGCCCAAUCUACCUUAAAUUGAAGCAUAACUCUUCAAUUACAGCUAAGAGGUUGUGCAAAUGGAUUACUAAUUGCUGUAUAUUAGGGGGUGGGUUUCACAGCAGUUGGUAGUUUGCUUUAGGCUGGUGCUGGGGAGCUUCACGCAGCAUUAUCUGUGAUGAUUAGUGGUUUUUGAGGCAGAAACAAGUGAGAUUAUUUUAAACUGAUUGUUUUUAGGUAUUUCAUGAGUAAGUGAUGGUGAGGUUUUAUAGCUAAAUUUCCAAAGAACUCCUGAUCUAAUGAGUAUGAGAUCUUGCUCAGUCUGUACUUAUAUGCAGAUGAUUAUUCUUAGCUCUUGUUUUCGCUACAGUGUAUUACAGGGAGUCCUAAAUUGGUUCCUGUUCUAUGCUACUGGCUUACUGUAGGAAAAGGAAAAGACCCUGGCCUCUGGUUUCCUGUCUCUUAUGUCAUUCCAGCCUAUAGUUCUGGCUUUGAUAGCCAGGCAGUGGAAGUCAGAUAACAGAAAACAUUCCUCUGCAUGAAAUAUAUGUAGAGCUUGCAGAAGGAGGUUAUUCUUAACAUUUUGCUUCCAGGUUUCGCUGCAGAACUUUUUCUUGUAAGUACAAAGAAUUUCUUCUCAAGUGAAGUGCUUAGUGAUACUUCUCUAAUUUUAACUAUAAGUGUGUGGGAAUUUCACGUGCUCUGUGAAGAGUCUCUUCUGUUUAGCACUGAAGCUGUGGAAGAGUGCGGAGCAUAGCACGUAGCUACUUAGGGAAUAAGUGUUCUUGCUGUGUUUUGUGUUUUGAUAGCUUUCUGUUUCUGAGCUGGGCCAGGCUGUGGGACUCCAUUUUGCUUUCUGGGUCUUCAAAGCUGUAAUUGCCUGGAGCGAGACGUAGGGAUUACAUGAUUAGCUCUGUGGCUCAGCAGAUUUAGUUAAACUGAGAAAUGUGUGCUAGCAGCUCUAAUACUUAAUAUUCAUAUAAUGGCAGAGUAACUCCUGACUCUAACAAGCUUUAGCUUUCAAUGAGAAGGAAAUCCAUACUUCUGUAAAUGAAGUGUUAACUUCAGUGCAUGUUUUCUUUUAAAAACCAGAAAUAUGUUUUCUGGUGCUGUAGGUGGGAGGAAAUAAAAAACUAAUACCCAACCAAAAAAAGCUAAAUCCACGGGAGGCUUUUCCUAACCCUUUUCCUUUCUGUGUGCUUGGAAAAGCUGAUCUGUGUGGGCUGUGAGGAAUCUUCGGUGUGUUUUCCUCCAUGGAAAAUCAGCACCUGGCUGGUACGGUGAGGGUAACAGCAAAGGUGUUUUCCUGUCUGUACACUGCUGACUGUUCCCAUGCUCAUAGGAUUACGGAGCAGAAGAUUAAGCUGGUGUCCUCAGCGCUGUUUUAUGCAGGUUAUUUUUGUAUGUGGGAAGUGAAACGCUGAAUUCCUGCCACCUGGAGGGGCACGCUCCUUGUAUCACCUUUGCCACCACAAUUUCCAGGCUCCCUCAGAUGGUGGAGUGACAAAGAGACUUUGUGAUUCUUUAUUUACUGCCCAUCUUGGCAAAAGCAGGGCAGGAGCGCUCUUAUCCAUUCACCCCUUGGCGUUAGAGGAAAUCCAGUUGAGCUACGCUGGAGCCUCCCGACUAAAUGCUAAGUUCCCCAUCCUUCAGCACAGAUGCAGCAUUAGCAACUGAAGAUCUUAAAAUAGUGCUUGGGUUGCUUUGUGCCUUGUGAUAGCACGAUUCUGAGGCAAGGCUUAAUCCUGCAAACAUCCGCGCUCCACGGUGGUCUGCUGGUGCCUGCAGAGUGCUGCUGAGGAGGAGAGCUGCCGGCUCCUUGAAGGAAAUUUCCCAGCUUGCCAUUUCUAGAUGGGAGUUAAUAAUUCAUGGGAAAAGGAGAGGAACGCAGUGCUGCUGCUGUCCUUCAUGUGUUCUUGUAGCACAUACUAGGUAGGCUCUUUAUGAAGGUAAGCAGUGUGAAAUCCUACCAAAAGCUGUGCUUGGGUCCCUCCUGCCUUACUGUUUGCUUUGCCGUGUAGGUGAUACAUGGAUGAGUAACAGGAGAUACCUGAAUGUGGCUCAUCUCCUCCUCCUCCUCCCUUCCAGCUGUCUCUUUCCCUUCCCCCAGCCUGGCAUGUGUGCAUGUGGGUGUGUGUUUGCUCCGUACAGGUGUAUUUGUUUCAUAAUCUGCAAAAGCCUCCAAGCUGUUGGUGGCGGUGGAUUUGGAGAGUGUACCCAUAGCUUUAAGGAUUCCUCCCUUUUCUGAAAAUCUUGUUUCCUCUGCAUCCUACAGAGACCCAAGAACUUCUUUCGUUAUCCUCAAAAAUGAGCUAUUAUAAACAAAAAUCCGACGACUGUAAAGCUGUUUCUGAUAACUUACCUUGGAAAUUGGUUUGUAGUAUUUUGAGGCAGUGCAGUGAUAUGGGAUAGCCACUGUUCUCUGAGCUUGCUCCCUAUCCAAUUUCACAAUGCCUUCUCUUUAUCAACCUGCCCUCCUGGGUUUUAAUCUUUGUAAAUACCAGAGAGCAUCCCCUUUAAGGGAUGCAGCCAACAGUGACCUGACUUGUACUCCUGGUUGCUUCUUCCCUAGGAUAUGCUGCUUACUUUCUCUCUCAUUUUUGUGUGGGAGCCAGUGCUGGGGAGGAGAUAGCAGGGGAGGAGUAGCAGGGAGAGGAAAGCACACUCUCUGCCACCUCUUUAGACUUGUUUUCAUCCACCGUGUGAACUGAAGUUUCAGGCUUUAUGUGGAAACUAGGUGAUUCUUCUCUACCAGUCAGCAGAAUACUUUCAGAGCAGAAACCUUUCAGAGCGGGGUAAUUAAGUCUUAAGCAGUUACUUGCCUCUGUGGUGACCUACUUUGGCUUUUUAAAUUUUGUAGAAUAAAUGAAGGUUUUAAGGAGAUGCCCUGAAAAGUGAGUAUAUGUGUUAAGCACUUAAUGCUGCAGGUCACCAAAAGCUAGGACACGUGUUGUGGUACAUCACAAGAUGAGUCUUUGUGUGUAUUUUUUUCCUGUAACAGUCCUCCGAAAAUGAUGAGGAUGUUUGAAAAACAAAACCAAACAAACUGGUAAUCAGAUAUAAUAUUGCAGGACAUCCGUUUCUCCUUCUUUGUAAUUUAAGGCAUCUGCUUCUUGAAACUGGAGCUAAUUACCCUGCAGCACUUGUGCUUUGGGGAGUGUGCUGUAAUGUCUGUGUGUGUGUGUGUGUGUUCAUACUACUUAGAGGUAUUUUUUUGAAGAAAAUAGGUCAUCAUCUCUGUGCAACAUUGUUGAAGACCAGAAUUAUUAAGUCUCAAAACCUUCAGUGUGCUGCAAUAGAUGUGAAAGGAUUAAAGUGGGGAUUUGAGGGGUAGGUUUGCCAGCAGCAUAACUGGCUUUUUAAAGUUCCUUUAAUUCUCUGCCUCUGUCCCUUCAGAUGUUUAAUAUUCUUAGGCAGUGCAGUUCGUAGCCAAUUGGCUCAUGCUCCGCCACAGGCAAGAGACAUUUAUAUUCCAGGGCUGCCUUCACCUCCCCUUUGCUGCAUUUCAGCCUUUCUGCUGAAAUUAUCCUCUACAUGUUUCCGUGAAAAGCAGCAUUACAUCUUCAGCUGCGACUCCUGGCCAGCCCUUAAUUCUAGCUGAUGUGGUGAGUGAAUGAGGCCCACGGCAAACGACACAUGAGGAAAGGCUCUGCCUGGAUAAAUACGGUCACUGCCCCUUCUUGUUAAAGUGUGGCCAUCUUCUGCAUGUCUCAAGUGAGGAUAUCUCUCUGGAGUGGGAGAGCAUUUCAGAUCAGCUGAAUAUGUGGAGAGCUUGGAUUUUUCUCGCAGCCGAGGCUGGAAGCACGGAGUGACAGUGCUGCUAGCACUGCCUUCCUGGCGAUGUCGGCUCUGCGGAGAGUUAACCGUAAACUCAAGAAUGAAAGCGCUGUGGGAUCCGGCGACUCUCUGUACCGUAUGCUGUAUUUGAGUACAGAGCAGGUCGCUGCUUUCUGUCGCAGUCUUCAUGAAAUGAACCCUUCUGACUCAAGUGCUCAUCCUCAGGAAUUCACAGGACCCCAACUGGCCACCAUGAGGCAACUCACAGAUGCAGAUAAACUGCGAAAGGUCAUCUGCGAACUUCUCGAAACAGAGCGCACCUACGUCAAAGACCUAAACUGUCUAAUGGAGAGAUACCUGAAGCCUCUACAAAAAGAAACGUUCCUCACACCAGAUGAGCUGGAUGUUCUCUUCGGGAAUCUGACUGAAAUGGUAGCAUUUCAGGUAGAAUUCCUGAAAACUCUUGAAGAUGGAGUAAGGCUGGUUCCAGACCUGGAAAAGCUUGAAAAAGUUGAGCAAUUUAAGAAAGUGCUGUUUUCCUUGGGUGGAUCCUUCCUUUACUACGCCGACCGUUUCAAGCUGUACAGUGCCUUCUGUGCCAGCCACACGAAAGUCCCAAAAGUACUGGUGAAAGCCAAGACAGACACUGCUUUCAAGGCAUUUCUGGAUGCUCAGAAUCCCAGACGGCAGCACUCUUCCACGCUGGAGUCUUACCUCAUCAAACCCAUCCAGAGGAUACUGAAAUACCCUCUCUUGCUGAAGGAGCUCUUUGCUCUGACUGAUGUGGACAGUGAAGAACAUUAUCACCUCGAUGUGGCCAUAAAAACAAUGAACAAAGUUGCCAGCCAUAUUAAUGAAAUGCAAAAAAUCCACGAAGAAUACGGGGCAGUGUUUGACCAACUCAUAGCAGAACAAACAGGAGAGAAAAAAGAGGUUGCAGACCUUUCAAUGGGGGAUUUGCUCUUGCAUAACACAGUGAUAUGGCUUAAUCCUCCUGCUUCACUAGGGAAAUGGAAGAAGGAACCUGAGUUGGCAGCAUUUGUGUUCAAAACUGCUGUGGUCCUUGUGUACAAGGAUGGUUCCAAACAGAAGAAGAAACUUGGAGGAUCACAUAGAGCUUCAAUUUAUGAAGACUGGGAUCCAUUCCGCUUUCGUCACAUGAUACCUUUGGAAGCACUGCAGGUUCGAGCAUUGGCAAGUGCAGAUGCAGAGACCAAUUCUGUAUGUGAGAUUGUCCACGUUAAAUCUGAGUCUGAAGGCAGGCCAGAAAGAACGUUUCACCUUUGCUGUAGUUCACCAGAACACAGGAAGGACUUUCUGAAAGCAGUGCAUUCAAUUCUGCGGGAUAAGCACAGAAGGCAGCUUCUUAAAACUGAAAGUUUGCCCUCAUCCCAGCAAUAUGUUCCUUUUGGUGGAAAAAGAUUGUGUGCUCUAAAAGGUGCAAGGCCAGCCAUGAACAGGGCAGUGUCAGCCCCAAGCAAGUCUCUUGGGAGGAGGAGGCGGCGGCUGGCCCGAAACAGGUUUACCAUUGACUCAGAUGCCGUCUUCACAAGCAGCCCCGAAAAAGAGCCCCAGCAGCCCACGCACGGUGGGGACACUGACCGCUGGGUAGAGGAACAGUUUGACCUUGCUCAGUAUGAGGAGCAGGAGGACAUCAAGGAAACGGACAUCCUCAGCGAUGACGAUGAGUACUGUGAGGCCAUGAGGGGUGCCGUGGCCGACCGAGACCUUCGGGAGCGGCUGCAGGCAGCCUCCAUCACGUGCCGUGGAGACCGCUCGCGCCCGGCCAUGGACACGCACGCCUCCAGGAUGACCCAGCUGAAGAAGCAGGCGGCCUUGACCGGCAUCAACGGUGACGUGGAGGGCCACGGCGAGGAGGUCAUCUGGGUCAGGCGCGAAGACUUUGUCCCGAGCAGGAAACUGAACACGGAGCUCUAAACCGGUCCCCUUCCCUGCCCAGAUGCGUAGGUCUCCCCAUCCUGCCCGCUCUCCCUCCCGCUCUCGGCGCACCGCCGAGAACCAGUCCCCAUAGAUUGCACACUUGCACACACCAUUAUGGCAGCUGAAUUGGUCUGAAGCCAUGCGGCCACACUUUAGGCAACUGUAAAACGCUCAAAACUUGGAACGGAAUAACCUUAAGGUCCUGUCUUACGUUACCAAGGGCUUUCACACUAUUUUAUUUAUUCUAACAUAAUCAGGGGCUGAAAUUAAGUAUGGGGAAAAUAUAAUCACUGGAAAACAAAUUACUCUGGAUGUCUUAACCUACGUACAGCAAACUAGCUUAUACAAUAGCACAACGAACAAAGGGUUUUAUAGCCGUAAAAUGUCAACCGUAGGUUCAUCUCCUGAAUGAGGAAACUGCCUUUUUAACAUGUACAGUUGCAGUAUUCUUAUUACUUUUCCCUCUUUAAAUGUAAAAGAAUAUACAUGUAUUUUAGGAAUGUGUGAGGAAAGGUUUGGGAUUUAUGUUGUGUUAAGUCCUCUUGGUCUGUGGCUGGUCUAAUUUAAUGUCAAUGUUGGAAGCUCUAGUUUUGCAUAAUGUUGUAAAGAUGCCAAACUCUCUUAAGAGAUCCAAAUUUAACACUUGAAGAAAUAUUUUUUUGUAUUUUACCUGAGAUGCAGGGGCACAAAGGGAUAAGAAUUUUACAGUGUUAGCUUAGCUCCAUGUCUAGGAUACAAGGCUAGCUUUUUGCAGAGGGUUAGGAAUGGUGGGUUUUAUAUUAAAAUAUGAACUGGAAACUCUUAUUUAGAUAUAACUUUCUUCAAGAAAAGGAUUAUUGUAUAUGUUUGAAGCUGGAGUUUAGUUAGAUAAUAAAAAGAAUAAAAUGACAUUACUGAAUUAUAGUGGAGCAGACUGAUCCGUGGUGCAACCUUGCUGCCACUGGGGCAGCAGCAUUGUGGAUUCAUUUGGUCUGCUUUCUCUGACACAGUUUGGGCUUAGGGGACAGGGAAUCCAUGGCCAAAUAAACUGACCUCAUCCAUUCUCCUACUGUGGGUGAAACUAGUGUAUUUUAAUUCCUUUAUGAAAGCUUUUCCACCGCAAUAGAAUACGAGCAAGUUCUAAACCUCUUCAACAUUUUAAAUCUUUUAUUUAAGCAUCUGAAACAGGGUAAAAUGUGACUAAAAUGGUUUUUAAGUAGACUUCCAAAUGCAAAACACAAAAAGCACUUUUUUUUUUUUUUAAGAAUUUAUAUAGCUUUUCCCAUUUCAGUUUCACCUAUGAGGAAAAAAAAAAAAAAAAGGAAGAUUAUAUGAAGUUUUCUUUUUUUUGGUAUCUAUUGGUGUUUGACACAUCAGUAGGUACUUUGAAAACCUGAAAUUUUAUAAUAACUUUAGGAUUAUAUUUUAUAAAAUCCACUCUGACUAUAUUUUAAAACAUAACGAAAAUUAUUCCCCCCAAAAUUCAUCACUGUCUUUGUGUCCCACUUAGCAUAUCCCCCUCUCCUCUACCCUUUUCUGGUUUCUGGUGCACUAUACUUGUUCUUAUGAAAGCUUUCUCUCUUAACCUUUUGCUAUCCUCUCAUUUCUUUUCGUAAAAGCUUUAGAAAGGUUUCUAUACCCUUUGUAUGAUCACAUCAUUGUUUUAUAUCAUCUACCCAUCAGUUGUGUCCCAGCAUACUAGAAAAGCAGAGGUUUUAGCUGUCCUGUGUUGUACCCAGUGGAAUACAGUCAGUUCUGGAAUACUGGAAGGCUGGUACUGGGAAGGUACCGUUGUUCUUGUACAUAAUGUCAUGACAUGUCUAUGUCAAAGGUUCUUAUAUAUUUCUUUUAUAAGCUGAAAGAAGGUCUAUUUUUAUGUUUUUAGUUCUAUGAAUGGAACGUUGUAAAUGCCUGUCAGAAAUAAAAUACUGGAAAAAACA